UUUCCCUGAAGUAUCUAAAACAUCAUAAGAGCACGCUUUAACUAGUUAACACUAUUGAUAUUGUCUCCACUGAGUGUUGUUGCUGUCUAGUGUUGGAGCACGGAGCUAUAACUGAGAAAAGUGUGAUAUUAAAUAAAGUCAGCUUAGAGAAAUAAAUCCAAGCUACCCCAGUUGAGUUAAGGCCUAGAAAUGCGCGAAAUAUAUAAAUUUUGUAAGAAAAGAAUGAGUUAGAAAUCUCCCCUGUUCGCAUCUAGUUCCCCCUCAAGUCAUGCCCUUCCUGUUCGGCGAGGAACCAUCCAACUACGGCGAUAGUACGGCGGUCCAGUGUAUGGUCUUCAAGGGGGACACGCCACUCCAGCUGCACUGGACUCUCAACGGGCAGCCCAUUACCAACGAACACGUCGGGAUCCGGAUCAUCAAAAUGUCGCCCAAGCUGAGUUCGCUGAGCAUCGACGCCAUCAGCGGCCACCACCGGGGGUUGUUCAAGUGCAUUGCCACCAAUGCGGCUGGGUUUACUGAGCAGAGCGCCGAGCUUCUGGUCAAUGGUUAAUAUCAGAUAUUGUGAUUUCAAGUUCUGUGUUGUUUUCUGUUUGUUUUUCCCGUUCCCUGUUCUCCAACCCAAACUAAAACUAGUGCCGCCUCAAAUUCGACCCUUUGACUUUGGCGAUGAGGCCUCAAACUCUGGCGAGACCAUGGGCAUUCAGUGCACCGUGAUCAAAGGGGAUCUGCCCAUCAACAUCACCUGGGCCCUUGAUAAUCGCAUCCUGAACAGCGGGGACCUGGAAGUGGUCAUCGGUCGCAUGUCCAGCAAGUCGAGCACCCUAAACAUCGACUAUAUAGCAGCCGAGCACCGCGGGGUCUACACCUGCCUCGCUCGCAAUCAGGCGGGCGAGAGCAGCUACAGUGCCGAGCUGAAAGUCAACGGUUACUGCGCCCCUCGAUCUCUUAAUUAGUAGCUAAGACUUGUCUUGAUUUAUGUGAUGCUUGAUUUAAACAAUACCUCCAACCCCCACCCAUCCUAGUCCUGCCCAGCAUACACCCCUUCAGCUUCGAUGGGGAGGCCAAUGAGGGCGACAGUGUUCAGUUGACAUGCCACGUGGCCAAGGGCGAUCUUCCGCUGAGAAUCCGCUGGACCCACAACGGGCUGCCGCUCUUCACGCACCUAGGCGUGAUGGCCAGCAAGAUCGGGGAGAGGAUUACCAUGCUCACGGUGGAGUCGGUCAAGGCGGCCAAUUCUGGAAACUACAGCUGCGUAGCCAGCAACAGUGCGGGCAACGUGACCUCCACCGCUGAGCUGCUCGUCAAUGGUUACUGACCCAACUCCGUAGACCUAUCAUACGUUACUGUUUUGUUGAUUGAGAUUAUUUGACACCCAGCCCAAUCCCUAAUCACU
This is a messenger RNA of Drosophila kikkawai, 1393 nucleotides long. The record is from RefSeq and is a predicted model, not a curated record. NCBI's taxonomy places the organism in Eukaryota, Metazoa, Arthropoda, Insecta, Diptera, Drosophilidae.